Molecule: messenger RNA, 3049 nt
Organism: Belonocnema kinseyi
Lineage: Eukaryota; Metazoa; Arthropoda; Insecta; Hymenoptera; Cynipidae
Exons: 11
Coding region: 37-2952 (971 amino acids)
Molecular function (GO): protein binding
Source: RefSeq, a predicted model, not a curated record
UUGUACGAAGGCAUACGAUAUGCACCUGGAUCCGCAAUGAUGGGCUCUCGGAAGUGUGAAUAUUGUUAUUGCAUAUCCGGUACCAGAAGAUGCAUCAGACCAAAGUGUUUGCUUCCCUUACCUGGCUGCACGCCGGUUUAUGUUCCUUAUUCCUGCUGUCCAGUAUCCUACAAUUGUACACGUGUGGAGUCUUGGACGACCGUGGCCUCAAUGUCAGGAAACGAUUGCCGAGUUGAUAAACGGGUUUAUAAGGAGGGUGAAAUGGUGCGGGACAUCGCUUGGAAGGCCACCUGCGACAAUUGCUUCUGUGCUAUGGGUGCUGUGCGUUGCGUCCCACUUGCGUGCGCUCCACCACUUCAGGGUUGUAACCCAAUUGUCCGCGAAGGGCAAUGCUGUCCUUCCACAUAUAAUUGCAGUGGAAGCAUUGAAGUCAAGGCCACUCAGAAUUACGCAUCAUAUGCUUUCAUUAGCAAAGAUUAUGCAAAGUUUAGGAAGGAAACGAACUUCUUUGUAAGUUAUAAUCACUUAUCAAAUCACACGGUCGAGGGUCGCGGUCACCGAGUGGUCAUCGAGGGAAUUGAUUCGAGUACUUUCAGUCCGGUCACUGAAGAGUCUACAGACGUGACUGAAUCCACUUCUAGCACUUCUACUUUAGAAACUGAGACGAUGGACAAUAAGAUCUUGACCGAGACUACGGAAUUUCUCAAGACUACCACUUUAGAAAGCGAUCUUCUCUCUACAACCACAACAUUUACCACUAUUGCGGAAAGUACUGAUAUGGAGUCGACGCUUCCUGAUUUGACGACGACAAUCAGAGAUUCUGGCAUCGAGGAUUCUACCUUGACGAGCUCUUUAAUGUCUCUCGUGGAUUCAACCACUAUCGAUGAUUCCUUCUCUGAAUUCACAACCACAAGUGCAACCACAAUCAGGGAAGAGAAUACGUCGACAUCACCCUCUGUUCCCCACAUCACAGAACGAACUUUGAUCUCCCCGGAAGCAGGAUAUCGCCAAACCUCCUGUCAGGAAAGUGGAGCAGACAAAGAGCAGGCUAGUACGCCUUCUGCAAGUCGUACUGAAACAACUGUUUCCUCUCUAGCCACAUCAAAAGAGAAUAAGCAGGGUGAUGACGAUUCUGGUCAGCUCCUUCCUGAGGUACUCACACAGGCUCCAUUAGUAACAGGUUUGCCGUCGACUGUCGUGAUGCGGGAUGACAUUAUGGUGAUGAAUGUUACUGUAAAAACAAACGUUUCGGUCGGACAUAUUCAAGGGGUGACGAUCAAUCCCGUGAGGACGAUUGCACCGGAAAUUGAAGCUAUUCUGAAUAUCACCCAUCGACAGAAGGGAGACGAUUACGAAUACGAUUACAGUGAGCCAACUUUACCUCCAUCACUACCAAACGUUCGAAUAAUCCCAUUCGUAGCAGCAGACGCUUUGGUAAAGGACAAAAACGAACCGUCACCCGUUACCGGAUAUCCUUCCGGUGCUGUGGGAGUACCUCCAGAAUUGAUACCGACGGAUUCUAGAUUCUACGAUAUAGUUACCCAAGAUAAUCGUUUCAGUCCGCCAGUUGAAACCGAAGGUGGAUUCGUGCCAAGGGAGCCUCCUUACUUCGAUCCAUCUUAUCACUCAACUGAUCUAAAUCUGGAAAUUGGUACUGGGGUUACAGUUCUGCCCGAAGCUAUCCCCAAUCCUCACAACAAGAAAGAAUUGCAAGAUUUGGGAAGCAUCUGUCAUUUUGAGGGUCAGAAAUAUCAUCAUUCUGCAAUUUUACCGAGUCGUGGUUUAUGCAUCGUCUGCAUUUGUUAUUAUGGGGAGGUAAUAUGCUCUGAUGAGAAGUGCCCUCCCUUGAAGAUUGGUUGCCGAAGAAUUAUUGACAAAAAGAAAGACUGCUGUGGAAAGCUUGUCUGUGUUGAUGCUGACGAAUCACCAACUGUCGUUUUGGAUCGAGCUGAUGCCACUGCACCAUCUCAAAGACAACCUUCAGUUUCACCAGACCCAUUCAGAGAUGUUAUUAAAACAGAACCAGCGCCUGAUUUGCCUUCUUUGAUGGAGGAUAUGAUUCCUUAUUUAGCAGGCCAAGGAAUUACGAAUCCAAGUUCCACUACUCCGAUGGAUACUUCCAUUUACGAGAUGAAUCAAAAUUAUCAAGAAUCUUCUCAAGGAUCUCAAAAGUUUGAAGGGUUUAACUUUUAUAAUUUUAAUGUAUCUUUUGAUGAAGCAAACGACAAGUUUUUCUCAGAAAUUGGUGACUCUAGUAACAUCUACAACGAGACAGUUCCUACGAAAAUAGAUAGCAAAAACACUUUUUCUACCUCUUUAAAAAAUAGUUCUGUAAUUAAUUUCAAUAAAAGCGAAGACGGAUUGAAUUUAAACACCACAAAUAUAAAGGAUGCCUUGUAUUCAAAUAAUUUUAAUUCGAACAAAUCUAAGAAUGUCUCACAAUCAGAAGAAGAUGAGUCAAUAUUUUCUCUGGACAGUGUAUUCGAUUUGUUCUUCUCAGAAAGCACAACUCAAAAACAGAAAGAGACAGAGCUGAAGGAAAAAAUGGAUACUUGGGAAGAAAUAGAAUAUAAAGAGGAAAUUGAUAGAAAAGAAGAAACAGAAGUUAAAAAAGAAGUAGAAAAAAACAAAGAGAUAGACACUAAGAAAGAAUCUACGAAACAAGAAUUAUCAGGGUUUCUAACUUCUAAUAUUGUAAGCCAUUCGAUUAAAGCCCCUUCGACGACCCAAACUAGUUUUCAAGAAACAACAAUUCCUGAAAUAAUUUAUAAAUCAGAGGUAAAGAAAAAUUCUGAGAAUGAGGUUUCAAUUUUGAAUGUUUUAAAAUUGGCUGGAUGCAAUAUUUAUGGAAGAAUGUACAGAGUUGGAAGAAUUAUUACUGAACUUUCGACAGCUUGUUUGGAGUGUAGGUGUACUGAAGUAGGUGUUCAAUGUAAGCAACUCAAUUGCUGACUGCUAUAAUUUAAUUUAUUAUGCCUAAUCUUGUCACUUCGUGAGUAAAUAUGUGAUAUGAACUGAAGGCUCUUCGUUCUAAAACUGUUAACUGAAA